This is a messenger RNA of Antechinus flavipes (yellow-footed antechinus), 1065 nucleotides long. Its product is annotated as meprin A subunit beta-like. The coding region runs from base 1 to 1065 and encodes 354 amino acids. NCBI's taxonomy places the organism in Eukaryota, Metazoa, Chordata, Mammalia, Dasyuromorphia, Dasyuridae. Gene Ontology annotation, molecular function: metalloendopeptidase activity; protein binding. Gene Ontology annotation, cellular component: membrane. The record is from RefSeq and is a predicted model, not a curated record. Gene Ontology annotation, biological process: proteolysis. The transcript has 6 exons.
AUGAUUGGACAGCGAAUAGAUUUCAGUGAUUGUGAUGUUGAAAAACUGAAUCGACGCUACAAUUGCUCUUCUUCCAAAACCUUUAUGGACUCAUGUGAUUUUGAAUUGGAAAAUAUCUGUGGCAUGAUUCAAAACUCAGAGGAUAAUGGUGACUGGCAAAGGGUUUCACAGGUGUCUGGUGGGCCUGACUCUGAUCACUCAUACUUGGGCAAGUGCAAAGAUGCACCCCUUGGGAGCUGGCAACUCCAUUAUGUAUCAUUGGCAGUUACCAAAAAAUUCAGGAUAGUUUUUGAAGGAACUCGAGGUACUGGUACUUCAGCUGGUGGUCUCUCCAUCGAUGACAUUAAUCUUUCUGAAACCAAGUGCCCUCAUCACAUCUGGAGAAUAAACAAUUUCACACAAAUCCUUAGUUCAAGGGAAGUCAUCUAUAGCCCUCCAUUUUAUUCUCAUUCAGGCUAUGCCUUUCAGGUUCAGUUAGAUGUAAGAAAUCAGACUAAUGUAGGGAUAUAUUUCUUCCUGAUCUCUGGAGCCAAUGAUGAAGAAUUAGAGUGGCCAUGUCCAUGGCAUCAAGCUACAAUGACACUUUUGGACCAAAAUCCUGACAUUCGUCGGAGCAUGUCCAAUGAGAGGAGUAUAACUACAGAUCCAUUGAAGACAAUUGAUAGUAAUAUUGAAAACUUUUUUUGGGACAAGCCUUCCAAAGUAGGAGUGACGACAACUUUCCCUAAUGGAACAUCAUAUAGCAGAAGUUUGGCAUUUGGAACCAGUACCUACAUAACCCACAAAUGGCUACAAAGAAGAGAUUUUAUCAAAGGAGAUACUGUUUACAUCCUUUUGACAGUGGAAGAUAUAUCAAGUCUUUUUUUCACUGAGCCAUUACCUGGGGAGUUUCCAGUGCCUAUAUCAAAACCCAACAUAAGUGUCUGUGCAAAAUUUGUCUGUGAAAAUGAUGGCAUCUGCGUUAUCCGCAAUAACAAAACAGAAUGCAGCUUCCAUUAUUGUCGAGGGCACCAUCAUCUUCCAGCCACCCAUGCUGUAAACCACAUUAUUAGUCUUGACUCCUAA